UGCUGUAGCCUGUAACUCAAAACCAAAACAGAUGGGAUGUUUUCGUGUUAAAUCUCCAAUAAAUCGCAGAGUAUUUCAAAUAUAGCUUUGACUCUGUGCGGUCGAUUUACCGGCUGUCUCUCUCUGUGUGUCAGACGACUGAGGAGUAGCUAAACUGCGACUGAGAUGGAGGACCCUGGUGGUACCGGAGCAGAGUCUGUGGCUCAGUCACCAGCAGGUGCAGCCAAGUCAAAGCUGGACACACUCUCCAAAGAUGACCUUAUCAAGUUUGCCAAGAAGCAAAUGGCUGGCAUGCAGAAGAUGAAGAGCAGAUGUGCAGAUAUGGAAAAAGAAAUGGAAUCCCUGAAACAACAAUCCAAAAACAGUCCAGAUGACUCCAGUCUGAUACAGGAGCUGACUGAGAGGAUGGAUGCCUUACUACUGGAGAAGGCAGAAACUCAGCAAAGUCUUGCACUAUCUCGGAAAGAUCUAGAGAGGACUAAGCAACAAGCCAAGGAUGAUCUAGCAUUACUGCAAGGAGAGCUUGACCGUGUUAUAGAAGAGCACCAAAUGAAAAUUAAGACCCUGGAGAGUAGCAUUGAGAAAUCUAACAACAAACACCAAGAGGAAGUGGCUUACUUCCAGACAUUACUGAAAGAACAAAAAGAAAGUCACCGACAAAGGGAGAGUGAAAGAGAGAGGGAGCACCUGGCUGAAUGUGCCAGCACAAAAGAGAGUGCUGAAGAAGUCCACUGUCACUUAGCAGCUCAGCUGGUAGCCCUUCAAGCUGAACUGGAAGCAAUCCGAGAGCAAAAAUCACAGGAAGUUGUCGAGCUGCAGGAGAGCCACCAAAGGAAGUUGACAGAGGCCCAGCAGGAGGUGGAGAACCUGAGAGAGGAGCUGGCUCAGAAGAGCUUGCAGCACGAGGAGGAAAUGAGGGCUCUGGAGGAGGACUGCGAAAUCGAGAGGGAGCGUCUCCUGUUGCUUCAUGAGGAGCUGACGGAGCAGCUCGCUCUCAAAGACAGCUACCUGCAGGAUGUGCAAGAGGAAGACGAGGAACCUGCCCGUGGGUCGGGGAUCGCCAAAAUGCUGGAGCUGUCUGGCUGCAGCCAGGGUGACACCAACCACGGUGACGGAGAGGAGACAGAGACUGGGAGACUGAGGGGAGCCUUGGAAGAACAUCAAGCCCAGAGCACCAUGUUACAGGAUGAGCUCACCCUGCUCAGUAAUGUGAAGAGUGAGCUCGAGGCAGAGUUGGAGAGGGUCAGGGAAGAGUUCCAGAUGGAGAGAGAAGAGCUGGAGUUCAAAAUCAAUGAAUUGCAGAUGAGCCGGGAAAGUGCUACUAAUGAUGCAGCCAUCAGCCUGGACCCCGAUCAACAAGAAGUCCAAGAAGGGUUCCAGCAACAGAGUGAAGCACACAAAGGUGCAGAGGACACUCUUCUAUGUGAAUCCAAAGAGUCAGCAAUCAGUCCUGGGGACCAAAACCACUUGAAUCCAGACGAGCUGAGGGCUCAGUGUGAGGCCUUGAUCAGGGAGAGAGACUCUGCCCUGGCUGAGUGUCAACACAUGAGAGACAUCCUGCAAGGCGUGGAAACAGAGCUGGGUGAGAAGACAAAGGAUUUUGUUCUUCAGUACAAAGCCAUGAAGGAGCGGGGGGCAAAUACUGUCAGGGAGCUCCAGGACAAGAUAGAAGAACUUAAUCAGGAGAGGGAUGAUCUGUUAGAGAGGGUUAGAGAGGUUACAGAGGAGAAGAACACUCUGAUGAACAGUGUACAAGACCUGAAUCUGAAACUUGAAGUUUCCACAGCUGAGGAGCAGAAACACCAGUCCUCUGUAGAGGAACAAACAGCUUUAGCCUGUGAGCUGAAGGAGUCUUUGGAGGAACUGACCAGGCAGAACGAGGAAAUCUUCUCCAAACUGCAUGUGAAGGAAAACAUGACUGAGGACCUGAAAGAGAUGGUCAGCACGCUGACUGAAGAGCGAGAGAAAAUACUGUCCCAGCUUCAGCACAGAGAAGAGGAAAUGCAAAAGAUGAACAAUGAGAGAGCAACAGCGAUGGAGAGGCUGCUGGAGGAGAAAGAGAAAGAGGCACUUACGUGCAGAGAGGAGAAACUGAAGGAGAUGGAAAGCCUGAAAAAAGACAAGGAGAAUGAAAUGCAACAUCUAAAAGAGGAGAGAGAAAAGACAGAGCAGCGCCUGAAAGAGGAGGUAGACAGAAGGCAGGAGACAGUUUCUGCUUUAGAGCUGACUAUCAAAGACCUCUCCACACAAAAGACUGAACUCCAUCAGAAAUUGGAAGAGACAUCCUCUGUGCUUUCCAAAGCCCAGGAAACAAGGGAGCUUUUGAGCUCCAAGCUGGAAGCCCUGGAGGCUCAGCUAGUGCAGGAGAUGUCUGAAAAGAACCACCUGGAAGUGAAGCUGAAUUCAUUGGCAGAGGAGGUAGAGCAGGCCCGUACCACCAUUACAGCUCUGGAAGAAAAUCAGUGUGAAGUACACAGAAACUCCUCUGAAGAAGUUGAGGAGCUCAGAGUCCGUGUAGAUGAGCUGGAAAAGGAGAGGAACCUGUUGAGGAAUAGUCUUCAGGAGGCUCAAGGGGUAACAACAUCAGAGGAGGUACAAAAGGAGCUCCAGGCUCGAAUUGUGGACCUAGAACAGGAGAGGAACAUGUUGAGAAGCAACCUGGAGGAGGUGGUGAAGGAUACUGAAGGCCUGCAGAAAGACCUGGAGGAUAUGAAGUCAGUCAAUGAGAAGAUUAAUGAGGAGAACAAGAAACUGCAGGCUCACAUUUCCCUCAUGACUCAAGAGAAAGAGGAGAAGGAGAUGGUGGACAUGCAGGGAGACAUGGAGAAAGUGAGACAAGAGCUCCAAGACCAGCUGACAGAGAAGGAUUCACUCAUAUCUCAGUUGAAGAGCGAGAUGGCUGCUCUCCAGGGGUCUGCUGCGUCUGAGGAAAAUGCAGAAAGUGAGAUCACACAGAAAAUAGCUCUACUGGAGAAAGAACACAAAGACAAGGAUGAGAAGAUGAACAAAAUCAAGGCAGUGGCCAUCAAAGCAAAGAAGGAGCUGGACAUCAGUAAGAAAGAGGUUGUAACCCUCAAGGAGGAAGUGGAAUCACUGAAAGCAGAGAGGGAGAAAGUGAACAGCUCUAUGAAAGAUAUCAUCCAUGGGGCUGAAGGCUACAAGAACCUGCAGAUAGAUUACGACAGGCAGACAGAGCAACUGGAUAAGGAAAGAGAGAAGGUGGAGGCGGCAGAGAGACAGAUUGCUGAGCUGACCAAACGACUCAGCAGUGCUGUCACACAGACGGAAACAAUGAGCAUUGAGAAGGAGGACCUGCUGGCCAGUAUGGAGACCACAAGGAGUACAGUGAGGCAGCUUGAAGCCCAAAACCAGGAAGUGCAAAGACGGUCAGCCAGUCUGGAAAGAGACCUGCUGGCCGAGAGAGCUAUGAAAGAGCAGAAGAUCAAGGACUUGUCUUCUACCAUGAAGGAGGUAGAAGAGCUGACAGCCCAGCUCCGCAAGCAGCAGCAGCAGUCUCAGCAGACUGCCCAGGAGCUGGAGCAACUACGCAAGGAGGCACAGCAGAGCUCUCUGCUGGACAUGGAGAUGGCCGACUAUGAACGCCUGGUGAAAGAACUCAACACCAAACUCUUAGAUAAAGAUGAGUGUACUGAGGAGUUAAAGGGUCAGAUAAACACACUGACCCAGAAGGAGAACACACUCAAACAGGAAAUUGAGGCUUUGAAGUCCCAGCUGGACCAGGGGGAGGAGAAGACCUCCAAGAUGAAACAGCUGCUGGUGAAGACCAAGAAGGACUUGGCCGAUGCCAAGAAACAGGAAAGCUCCCUCAUGAUGCUGCAGGCCUCUCUGAAAGGAGAGCUGGAGGCUCACCAGCAGCAGCUCGAAAGCUCCAAGAUCGAGGUGUGUGAGCUGACAGCCGAGCGCCAUCGUCUGCAGGAGCAGCUGAGGUCUGCAGUGGAACAGCAACAAAGAACCAGCAGCUCCCUGCAGCAACGCAUCAACAGCCUGCAGCAGGAGAGAGACACUGCCAAGGCAGAGCUUAUGGCAACAGCCGGUGAAUUUGAGAGUUACAAGGUGCGAGUCCACAAUGUUCUCAAACAGCAGAAGAGCAAAACCACUGCCCAGACUGACGGAGACUCUGGUAAAUUAGAGAGGGAGCAGUUGUCUUCUCGGGUAGAACAGCUGAGGUCCAGGCUGGCAGAGAGCCAUCAGAGCCUCCAGAGCAGCACAGCAGAGCUACAGCAGCUCCAGACUGAACACGACACACUGCUGGAGAGACACAACAAAAUCCUCCAGGAAACCAUUAGCAAGGAGGCUGAGCUCCGCGAGAGGCUGCUGUCAGUGCAGUCGGAGAAUGUGGCUCUGCGGUCAGACCUGUCCCAGGCUCAGGCUGACCUGUCCUCCCAGGUCGAGACCCAGCGCCAGACCUACAGGGAGCAGCUGAGGAAGCUGCAGGACGACCACCGGGCUACUGUGGAGACCCUGCAGGGUCAGCUGACCCGCGUUGAGGAGCAGCUCUUCAACCUGCAGAGCCAGAACAUUUCAGUGUCGGUCCAGUCCGGACGUAAGCCCCUGGCCUCAGACCCCCAGCGCAGAAACAUGGAUCAGACCCAGGCCGGGCUGGGACUCAUGGCCCUGAAUGACCUCCAGUCCAUGGCCAGGGAGGAGGGCGAGGGCAUGGAGACCACUGAGACUGAGAGCCCCUCUCCUGCUCUUACGCCGCUGCCCUCUCUGGAGCAUCUUCUCACAUCGCCAGACCCCAAACAAGAGCCGUUUGUUUGGACGGUGGAGCCUACCAAAGAAGAACUAAGUCAAAAACUGAGCACAGCCACCCGCAGUAUGGAGCACAUGAACAGCCUCCUGCAUGAAACAGAGGCCACCAAUGCUGUUCUCAUGGAGCAGAUCACUUUGCUGAAGAGUGAGAUGCGCCGUCUGGAGCGAAACCAGGAGAGGGAGAAGAGUGUGGCCAACCUGGAGUAUCUGAAGAACGUCCUGCUGCAGUUCAUCUUCCUGCGAUCUGGCAGUGAGAGGCAGGCGCUUCUGCCCGUCAUUCACACAAUGCUGCAGCUCAGUCCAGAGGAGAAAAGCAAACUGGCUGCCAUUGCACAAGGUGAGGAAGAGGGCUCUGGGAAUCGGGGCUCAGGCUGGACCUCCUAUCUCCACAGCUGGUCUGGGAUCAGGUAGACUUGAUGAUCAACCAACCACAGUAAAAAACGAUAGGAUGAGGAGUAGGAGGAAGAGGACAGAUGUUACUGGGCCUUUUUCUAAAAACGCAUACAAAGCAGUGAUGCUGUACAUUCGAAAUAGUGGCAUAAGUGGGAGCUUAACUGGGGCAUUUACCAACACGGGACAAGGGACCAAGGAAUGUAUCAGAUAAGAAUUAGGAAGUGUGUGUCAGAAAUCAAACCAAAACAUUUGACAUGAAAAUUGAUUUGAAUUUGCCGUGCAAUAGUUAGAUUAGUCUCCUACCAAUGAAUGUUAACUGUGACAAAUUCCUGUCUUCCUUACUCUUACUAUUGACAAGUGUAUUUAUAACAACCUUCACUGGACAUGAGGUUACUCCUCCUUGAAGUGGAGCUCAUUAGGCAUUACAAGGCAACAUUAACAGUAUGAAAACAUUGUGAGUGGAUGUAACACAUCAUUUGGAUAUCAUGAUAUAAUCACAACAUUGUAUAACGCACAUGAUGUGCGAGAAUUGUGGGAAGAGGAUAACUGCAUAGUUAGUGGCAUGAUAUCACUUUCAGAAUGAUAACUUCUCAAGAUUUUACCUGCACUUCUAAUGGGCUUCUGCUGUGUAGCACAGUGCGCUUAAAGGACUGCCAGAGUUUAGCUCAUUGGGUACAAAUCACACAUGCUUUACGUGUCUUUCAACAGUUUUCAAGGGCACACUGAGGUGUUGAAAGAUUUUUGAAUGUGUUUUUAUUACCUCAGAGGCAGCCAUUUUUUUCUAUUCCUUGCAGAAUGAAAAUGGACAUGAAAUUUGCACAAUACAUCGACGUACACAUCCUCUCUGCUUUUCUUUUAUACAAAUUGUUGCAGUAAAGGUAGAAAAAAGACAUUUAAACUUAAAUGUAGCAUGUUUUGGAAAACAAUUAGCAGUGGUGUUAAGUCUGUGUGAUUUUAGUUAAUGGGCUAAAACAUGCUAAAGCUCUGGUGUGGUCCAUUUAAGUCUUUCUGGUAUGUCCAUCAUAAUCUCAUUUCCAUACAAAGGAGUGCUUUUUAUAUUCUCAGGUUCACCUGACACAAAUGACUGACAGACUAUGAUCAUAAAUAUCAUAUUUAUACUUUUUCUGACUGAUUUUGCAGUUGUUCACUAAUGCCUCACAUUCUAAAAUCAGAAGCAGGUGUGUUUUCUUUGACGUUUGAUUUAUCACAUCCUGUAGCAAUGAUUGAUUUGUGAUUUUGUUCUGGUUACUGUGUAAUUUGUUGUUACUGUUUGUUGCUGUUGUUAUUAUUUAAUGCCAAAUCAUUAUUGUAAUAGCUUCUAUGACUGUUUUGGGAAUACUUUAUGACGUGUCAGUUGCUGUGCUGCUGUUUAAUCACUGGACAUGAAAGAUUUGUUGCAACUUCAUCUGCACAGCUGUCUUGUUGAAUGACGGCCCCCAUGACAGCAGGCACAUCCACCCUGCUUAAGUGUCCUUGAGCAAGAGUCCCUGUCAGACCCGUGGGUGCUGCUUUUUACAGUGCCUGACCACAACGUCUGACCUCCAUGUAAAGCACACAUCCACCCACAUUAUAUGUGUACAUUUUUGCUCACAUCCUACCAAUGAAGAAGAAAACUGGCUUGUUAAUUUUUCAUUCCAGUGGCAGCUUUUUGUGAUUCCUUCAGCGUAAGUGAAUGUAUUUGUAUCUAAAGUUCUUAUAUGUAUGGUUGAUAACCUCAGCAGAAGCUAUGAGAGAUUACAAUAACAAUAAAAUCUUAUCUGUGUAAGGAUGAGGGAGCAUUUACAGUAUGAUAACUAGUUCACUGUAGAACAAUUUAUGUCAGAGACCAUUCUUGUUUUCAUUUUUUCUGGUUAUUUCCGCCUGUAAACUAAAAUAAACUCAACAUGGAUGAAAAUGU
Messenger RNA from Chelmon rostratus (copperband butterflyfish), 7063 nucleotides. Its product is annotated as GRIP and coiled-coil domain-containing protein 2. The record is from RefSeq and is a predicted model, not a curated record. Gene Ontology annotation, cellular component: Golgi apparatus. NCBI's taxonomy places the organism in Eukaryota, Metazoa, Chordata, Actinopteri, Chaetodontiformes, Chaetodontidae. Bases 166 to 5184 code for a protein of 1672 amino acids. The transcript is spliced from 24 exons. Gene Ontology annotation, biological process: late endosome to Golgi transport.